AUGAACGGUACCUCUACCAAGUUCACCCUCAAAAAUGUUCCGGUUGAGAACCAGCGUCCCCUCAAGGUCAUCAUAAUCGGCGCUGGGUUUUCUGGCAUCUAUUCCACUAUCAGGAUUACACAGAGGCUGAGAAACAUCGAUCUCACCGUUUACGAAAUGAAUGAGGAAACUUCCGGAGUCUGGUGGUUGAACCGAUACCCGGGUCUAGCAUGCGAUAUUCCUUCGUACUCUUACCAGUUUAGCUUUGCUCCGAACCCUUACUGGUCUUCUCUCUACGCCCCUGGACCAGAGAUUCGAGCUUACAUGCAAGAAGUCGCGGAGAGAUUUGGGGCAACUCGAUUCAUCAAAACCUCACACAAGGUGGAAGCAGCUACCUGGGAUGCCGAGAAAAAGCUAUGGAGCAUCAGAGUUCUCAACGUCAAGUCAGGCGAGUCGUUCCAAGACACGGCAAACAUUCUCGUCUCGGCUCGAGGUGGACUGAACCAGAUUUCUUGGCCCGACAUCAAGGGCCUGAGAGACUUUGGUGGAAAGCUCAUGCAUUCUGGAGCAUGGGACGAAAGCGUUGACCUGCGCAACAAGCACGUCGGGAUAAUCGGCAAUGGAUCAAGCGCCAUCCAGAUCGUCCCAAAGAUCCAGUGUCUAGAAGGCUUGAAACUUUCGUGCUUCGCAAGAUCUCCCACCUGGAUUUCGUCCUCGUUUGGAGACAGGGCAAUGGAGAAGAUGGGGAUGGCCCCUCAAGACACCAAGUGUACCAACGAGCAGGUUGGCGCAACCGCGCUGUUCGAAGCGGGAAUGCGCCAGCGUCUCGAUGGCAGAGAGGAUCUGACGACGGCCAUGAUACCCAAGUUUGCUCCCGGCUGCCGCCGUCUCACGCCUGGGCCUGGAUAUCUCGAGGCUCUCAAGGAGGAGAACGUGACCUUUAUCACCACGCCAAUCCAGGAGGUGACACCCAGGGGUAUCAAGCUCACCUCAGGCGAAGACGUCGAACUUGACGUCUUGAUCUGUGCCACGGGGUACAACGUCGAAGCGCCUCCCACCUUCGAGGUCACUGGUCGCAACGGAACUACCUUGGCCGAGAAGUGGAAGCCAUACCUCCAGUCAUAUAUCUCGGUAGCGGUAGAUGAGUUCCCCAAUUUCCUGCUAAUUGGAGGGCCUAAUAGCGGCCUAGGAUCCGGGAGCCUCAUCGCUGUGUUCGAGGCGCAGGGUGACUAUGUGGUCAAGGUAAUUCGGAAGAUGCAGAGGGAGGACUACGCGACUAUCGAGCCCAAGGCGGAACGGGUGACCGACUUCAGCCAAUACAUCGACGAGUACUUCAAGGGCACCGUGUAUACAGACGAGUGUUCGUCGUGGUACCGUGCGGGCAAGACCGGGUCUAGGGUUGUGGCUUUGUGGCCGGGCUCCUCGGCGCAGUGCCUCGAGGUGCUGCGUUCGCCCAGAUGGGAGGAUUUCGUGUUCGAGAGCACCGAGAAGACGGGGAAUCUCUUGCGGUGGAUGGGCAACAGCUGGAGCUUGACCCUCACCGAGGGAGACCCUUCAUGGUUCCUCGACGCCGACGUGGUGGACGUGCCUGAGGAGGGGAAGCCCGAGGAGGGCAAGUUUUACAAGAGGCGGCCGUUUUCGUACUAG
Molecule: messenger RNA, 1626 nt
Organism: Fusarium vanettenii 77-13-4
Lineage: Eukaryota; Fungi; Ascomycota; Sordariomycetes; Hypocreales; Nectriaceae
Exons: 7
Coding region: 1-1626 (541 amino acids)
Source: RefSeq, a predicted model, not a curated record